AUGGCGGGUGAGUCUGAAGAAAAGAAGUCCUUGUCUCUUUUGGGACUUCCCAAUGAGAUUCUCUAUCAUGUCGCUAAUUUUCUGGAGUAUGCUGAUGACGCCAGUGCGUUCUCACGAAGCUGCCGAUUUCUCUAUUCGCUCGUCAAUCCAACCUUAAUGGCACGCUACACCAAGAUCCACGAAGAUAAGGCUAUCCUGUACACUAUGGACAAAGGUGACCAUACACUUAUGCAACAACUUAUUGAAGCAGGCGCGAGUCCAUCGGGCUACGAGAAGAGAUGGGGCGGCGAGUUGGCCCGUAGGGCUACCGAAGACGGCCACACGAAGCUGCUCCGAGUUUUGCUAGGUUUUGAUCCCGAUAGUGAUGGUGACGGUGACUCUGAUGGUGACGCUGACGCUGAUGCUGACGGUGACGGUGAUUCUGACGAUAAACCUGACUGGAAUUUGUACGAUUUCCUGGUCAAAUGUGCCCUUUUAUAUUACCACUGGGAGACAGCGAGGUUUCUUAUAUCUUGCGGGGCAGAUCCCAGUCUUAAUGGCAACCACGAGUGGCUGUGGGCCCCGGCCCUUAACAUAAUGGCGGAUAAAGGGUCCUUGGACAGUGUGCGCUUUCUAGUUGAGGAGGUGGAAGUGUCUCUGGACAGUUAUUUUGGUAACCGGACUUCCCUUAUGAAUGCCGCUAGCCGUGGGAGCUUGGAUAUUGUGGAAUAUCUGAUCGCUAAGGGGGCAGAACACACGCAGAGAGAUCACUGUGACCGAACUGCCAUGUUAUAUGCGGCGUGCGAGAAUCAUGAGGACAUCAUGUUAUUCCUGAUGAAAAUGGAGAAAGAGGCUGACAUCUUCGGGGGAGAGCGUGACCUGAAGUGUUUGGCCUAUAUAGCGUGUCAAAAGAACGCCCGCCUUGUUAAAUUAUUACUCGACAUGAUCGAUAUCAAGGCGAAAAUUGCAUCUGGCUUUGCACUUGAUUCGCUCUUUUAUGCUAGUGCAGUGGCGGGCUGCGAGUCUGCUGUUCAGCUCUUGCUGGAUGCGGGCUGUGAUCCCUUGGGAAUACAGCAAAGUAACGCGUCACUUGAGAGGGACGAAUUCAGCGAUCCCUUGCAGCAGGCAGCUAUAAAUGGACAUGCAGGUAUUUUCAGGCGGAUUUUGGACUUUAUAGGGGCUCGCAACCCGUCGGAGCUUGAAAACUCUCUUGCGAAUGUGAUUCGCACAGCGUCUCGUGCCAACCAGGUGCGGCUGUUGCGAGAAAUCCUGGACAGCAAAAUAGCACGACAAUUGACUUCUGCUGCUCUGCUCGAUGCUUUGUACAAUGCUCUAGAGGUUGCUACGCCGUACAUAGAGGUAAUUCGACUGCUGCUUCAGCGGGGGGCAACGGUGAAAAACAAGCGCAGCGAUCGCCUUUUACUCUCCACUGCUGCAAGAGAGGGCAGCCCAGAAGUCAUGCGAUUGCUCCUCGAGAUAACUAGCUUCGACCCAACCCCAGAUGUCCGGGAGCAUUCCGGCUAUCUCGAAUCUCUUUUCGAUGGGGUACUAAAAAGCCGCGACGCGAGUAUAGAGAGGAUUCGACCUCUUCUAGAGUCGAGUAAAAGCUUUCACCCGGCUAAUAUGGACAGUCUACUAGCUUUAGGCAACGCAACCACAGCCGGCAAUGUGGAGGUCGUCAAAUACUUUCUCGACCACGGUUUCGACCCCAAUGCCCCAGUUCCACAGUUUCCAUUCCCGGAAGCAAGGAAGAGAUUACUCGGCCUAGCCGCUACGUACGUGUCGAACGAGAUGACGAACCUUCUCCUGGCGUAUGGUGCCGAUGUAGAUGCCGAUGCAGAUGCCUAUGCAGAUGCCUCAGGCAGAUGUACUCAUGCAACGGCAUUGCUCUGUGCCGUAAGGAGAGACAAUCGUGACGCUGCCAAAACCCUGCUCAACCACGGCGCCAAUCCCUUUGCUAAAUGCAAUGACGUUCUUGAAACCUCUCAGGGAUAUAAAGUCGGCGAGACGCCUGUGCAUGAAGCUAUAUACUGGCCCAAGGCUAAGUGCCUGCCAAUACUCCUAAAAGCAGUGGAAGAAAGGGGAUUACAGUGGGAUAUCAGGGGUGCUGUACGCAGCAUGCAACAUAAGGUUGAAAAUCCGAAUUAUGAUGUAUAUGAUGAGUUGCCAUACUGGAGUUCCAAACCGUUGCUGAAGAACCUGGUGCAGCAUUAUUGCUGA
This is a messenger RNA of Aspergillus affinis, 2199 nucleotides long. Its product is annotated as ankyrin repeat domain-containing protein. The record is from RefSeq and is a predicted model, not a curated record. Bases 1 to 2199 code for a protein of 732 amino acids. Gene Ontology annotation, molecular function: protein binding. NCBI's taxonomy places the organism in Eukaryota, Fungi, Ascomycota, Eurotiomycetes, Eurotiales, Aspergillaceae. The transcript has a single exon.